UAGGAAUUCGUUUUUACCUAUCUAUUUUUUUCGUGCAUGUGAUAGGGCUAUAAGUACAAGAGCGAUGCGCCGGCGUAUGGAGUUGUAUUUGGAUCUUGGCAGCACCUUCAGUAGAAGCCUAUCAAUAUGGCGCCUCGAUUUUUUAACGUCGUUGCUGCACUCUGCUGCUUGUUCGUGGGAACGGUGAUCGCAAGCGGUAUUCCGGGUGCCACUUCCUCGAACACCAGUUCCAAAAGCCAUGUAGCGUCUGUGAGCCGUAGUUCAGCGUCCCAAACGGCGUCUCCGGCUCCGACCAGUGAGACAGCAUCUCAAGGACCGCUGCCACGGCACGAUAGCGACAGCAAGAGUGGUUGGUGCAUCCCGGAGGUCGCCUACCAUUGCUACCAUGAGUUGUCCAUGAAGUUUAUCAUCGAAUGCUGGAUUUCUGCUCCACGCAAGAGCCAUAAUUUUGCCCUGUUCUUCUGCCACAAGCCUGAGGAGUUCCGGCUCCACACUCGGUGCAAAUUCCUCUACUCGGGCUGUUUGGAAAGUGAAAAGCAACAGUUUCUUCGGCACGAACAGGGCUACAAUUUUCUUCACUCCAUGAUCACUAACCGCGAUGUUCGCGUCUCUCCCGUGUUCCUCCGCCACUGUGUUGACGUCUCUGUCUUGAGAAAGUGUGCUCUCAAGAAGCCCCGUGCAGCUCAGCGUCUGCGCGACUUCAGAAAAGAAACCUUUGCGCUGGUCGAGCGAUUCAGCGCGUGCGUAAACAAGUCAGUGGAAAAGUGCGUCAAUGCCACUGAUGCCGAGAAUCUCGACAUAGUCAAGUCGGUGUUGACAGCCACCAGAAACCUCAACUGGUUCGACGGGGACGCGGAGCCCGAGCCGACCCCGCCUCCAGUCACCACGGUGAAAUCCACCGAGGCGCCUUCGACGACCAAUUAUACCGAGGCCAGCACUCAGGUCACGACUGUGAACACGACGGCCCAGGAGCACAUGUCAACGUCGUCCGCGACAACAGUGGAAACUUUUACGGCGACUGCACAAACAACAGCGGCUACAAAAGCGCCUCCAGUCAGCACGUCGCAAUCCACUGAGGUGCCUUCGACGACCAAGUAUACCGAGGCCAGCACUCAGGUCACGACUGUGAACACGACGCCGCAGGAGCACACGUCAACUUCGUCUGCGACAUCAGUGGAAACUUUUACGGUGACUGCACAAACACCAGCGGCUACAAAAGCGCCCCACAGUAGCGCACCCGCUACGAACGCACUGGGAGUCCUUGUUCUAGUCGCACUUGGCUUGCUCAAGAUUUGAGCUGAAGGUGCUUAGAAAUUUUAAGAGGAGUGUCACCAGGUGCACGCGCGAUCUGCAAUUGUGAUCAGCGAAAAAGGUGAGGACACUUUUGUUUACACCACCGUCUUGCGGAGAAACUACAGGGCUGGGGUAACUUCAAAGUGUAAAUUUGAGGACUACAAUUAGGGGCUUGGAAAGAUCAUCGUCAUCAGUGCGUGUGCGAGACGUAUUCUUUCGGCAAAAGGUGACAUACUUGGUUGCACGGUCUGAACGUUAUAAAUGUCAGUGCUUCUAUGUAGUAGCUAUCUUAACUUGCGCAGUCGAUGAUAAGCUAAGUACUCUGCUUGUCGCGAGCAAUAUGACAAUUGAGACGUCCCUUCGAACCAGUGUAUGCUUGUCAACGAUAAACUAAACACUCCUGGUAGUGAUUUCCAUGUGUUGUGUAUGAUUCUGCUGUAAUGACCCUCAUCAUUCGUUGGACGAAAUAAAGAAAUAUCGGCCAGUAACAAAGUAGGGAAACACUGAUAUAGUAAUAUUCUGUAGGGUCCUCGGGCACGAGGGUUAGUUUUCGUGGCCGCAGGUAUUCUACAUCGGCUGAAAACCGGAUCCGAGCUUAAAAAGAUGUGCUUGGAGCACCAAAGCGACGAUAUGUCAAUUCUUGUAUACCUGAAUACGGUAACGUAAAAGAUGGACUGUCAGUUUACUUACCGAAAUGUUUCUCUUACGUCAAAAUAAAGGAAGAAGGCAUUAAAAAAAAUCCAAUCAUUACGAUUUUUUUUCCCGCGUCAUUGCAAUAUGAAAAUAACACCUGGGUGUUGUGCUGAUCUUGUCUAUUUCAUGAAUUGGCGCUCUGGGCAUUGUCCUCCAUGAUCUCAAGUGCGGCACAAUGGCACAGUUUAUACUUUUUUACACAAAGUUUUCAAGGCCUAAUAAACUUGUCACUGGGCCUGGUAAAAAUAAUGAACAACCUAUCACCGGCUAGCGUCCGCUUUCAGACGCCAACGCAGGCUUAAGCCACAUGUGCCUAGAAGUCUGCUCUGUGCAAAAAAAGAAAAAAGUCUGUCAAAAUUUUUUACAGGAUAGAUUUUCCGCUUACCUGCUUAAAAAAGAAAAAAAAGAAAGUCCGGUUAGGAUUGAUUGCGUAAUUUUUUUGCGAUAUGCAUGAGUGCAGACAAUUUAUUUUUUGAGGGAAAAAAAAGCUUUCAAUCCGGCACUACAUUAUUCCAGGUGCACGUAAAAUAUGCUCAUGACCAUGAUACAGCUAGCGUAGAAAAAUGGCAGAAAAUUGAUACGCAGCUAUCUUUAUAGUUUGUUAUUCACUUGGGUUGCUCGCCUUGCAUAAAUAAUUAGAUUACA
Dermacentor albipictus is the source of this 2631-nucleotide messenger RNA. RefSeq lists its product as uncharacterized. The record is from RefSeq and is a predicted model, not a curated record. Lineage: Eukaryota; Metazoa; Arthropoda; Arachnida; Ixodida; Ixodidae.